Messenger RNA from Pleuronectes platessa (European plaice), 1017 nucleotides. RefSeq names its product complement C1q-like protein 2. NCBI's taxonomy places the organism in Eukaryota, Metazoa, Chordata, Actinopteri, Pleuronectiformes, Pleuronectidae. The coding region runs from base 145 to 786 and encodes 213 amino acids. The transcript has 3 exons. Gene Ontology annotation, molecular function: protein binding. The record is from RefSeq and is a predicted model, not a curated record.
CAAGAUUCUUAUCAUAUUCCUUCUUAUCAUUUUUCCAACAAACAAAACCAUCUUUCUGGAAAAGCACACUGGUACUUCCUUCUUUGCGUGGUAUUUAAGGCAUCGUGGCAAGAGCUGACGGAAACAAACAGAAAUAAUCCAAAGAUGAAGACCUUGAUGGUUGCGUUGGGUUUAUCCCUCUUCACCUUGUGUGUUGCUGAGGUCCUGCAUCUGGAUCAACAGGAAGAAGACACCAACAGCCUCCAGAGUCCCAGGAUCGACUCUGCUUGUCACUGCGAGAGCCAGAAUUUGAAUGACUAUAUUCUUAGUGCCUUGAAAGAACUGGAGGACAAGCAGAGAUUCACUGAGAUAGAGAUAGAGGAUCUGAGGAGGCAGAUCCGAGGUAACCAGGUGGCAUUUGGAGUAGCCAUGGGCAAUGUUGGAAAUAUUGGACCUUACAACCAUGAGAUCACACUGACCUACAAGACCGUCCUCUCAAACACAGGCUCAUACAAUCCUGCUACAGGUAUUUUCACUGCUCCAGUCAAAGGAAUGUAUUACUUCAGCUUCUCUGGUCAUAAUUCAUCACCUAAGCCAAUGGGGCUGCGACUCAUGAAGAAUGGAGUGCAGAUCGUUACCGUGUUCAAUCAUCCAUCUGCAAAACGCUUUGACACGGGAACUAACGGCAUGACUAUACCUCUUAAUGUGGGAGACCAGGUGUACAUGAGGCUCCGGAAGGACACGUGGCUUUUUGAUAAUCUUAAUAACCACAGCACCUUCAUUGGACAUCUGUUAUUCCCUUUCUGAGAAAAAUAAACUCCAGAGAGAGAAGAGAGAGUCAGUGAGGUGCAGUACAUUGUUACUUCAAUUGGGGUGUUGCUUAAUGAAUUAAAGUGUUAAUGAAAACACUGUAUGAUAAUAAAUCAAAUUAAACGGGAUCCUGAUCAAAACUUUGCAACCUGAAAGUUUAUAUUCAUUGAUAUUAUAUUUGUCUUUGUGUUGUGUUUCUUUUUAACCAAUAAACACUCUGUGACUCCA